Molecule: messenger RNA, 2275 nt
Organism: Cadophora gregata
Lineage: Eukaryota; Fungi; Ascomycota; Leotiomycetes; Helotiales; Ploettnerulaceae
Exons: 2
Coding region: 346-1884 (512 amino acids)
Biological process (GO): magnesium ion transport
Cellular component (GO): membrane
Molecular function (GO): magnesium ion transmembrane transporter activity
Source: RefSeq, a predicted model, not a curated record
CCAGUCCCAGAUUCGACCUCGAGUGGCAUCCUACUAAUAGCUCAAUGUCCUGAAUCAAAUCUAUGACUUUAUAAAAUACUUUUAGUCCCAGUUUCUAGCUUGGAUAUUUUCCGUGUUUACUUUGGAUCGCAAUUCUAGAACCACCCCCCACCCCCCAUCCAAGCGAGACUUGGCUACGACGAUCCAGGAGGUCACUCGACCUUGACCGCGAGUCGCUCAAUACGUGACGUCCUCACAUCUCACAGAAAAACGCCCACUUCAACCAUUUCAAAGGAAGUUACACCACAGACACAGACACAACCAUCCAAGUGAAAUGAAGCCUUGCGAUACAAUAUCAUCUGCGUGAUGGGAAACCUGGGCGACCUGUCGCCAGGAGGAAGCGUAGCUAUUGGAAUUCUCGUUGGUCUCAUCUCGACCAGCGUGCAGAGUCUCGGCCUCACCCUCCAGCGCAAAUCACACUUGUUAGAAGACGAGAAAGAUCCUUAUGAUGUGCGACGGCCUCCAUACAGAAGGCGGCGGUGGCAGCUUGGGAUGGGAAUGUUCAUUAUAUCCAAUAUUGUCGGGAGUACCAUUCAGAUAACGACCCUACCAUUACCUGUUCUUUCGACGCUCCAGGCUUCUGGACUGGUCUUUAACUCGAUAUGCGCCACGUUGAUUUUGGGGGAGCCUUUCACUCGCUGGUCUUUGGGAGGAACAUUGCUGGUUUCGAGCGGUGCUGUAUUGAUUGCUAUCUUUGGAGCCAUUCCGGAACCGGCGCAUAGUUUGGAUCAGUUGCUACAAUUGCUGGGCAGGAGGACGUUUGUGAUCUGGAUGAUACUGCAGCUUAUUCUGGUUCUGGCAGUCAUUGCAGUUGCUGGCUUCUUAGCCAGGAUACCGAGCAUUUCCUCAACACCACGAAUACGGUUGUUUCGAGGGCUGGCAUACGGUUCAAUCAGUGGGAUACUGUCAGCUCAUUCUUUGCUGGUGGCCAAAUCAGCAGUGGAGCUCUUGGUCCGUACCAUUAUCGACAGGAUUAAUCAGUUUAACAGGUGGCAGUCUUGGGCAAUUCUCCUCAGUCUGGUCACCCUCGCACUCACACAGCUUUACUACCUUCACCGAGGCCUGAAACUGGUCUCAACAAGCGUCCUCUAUCCCCUCGUCUUUUGCAUUUACAACAUCAUCGCCAUCCUCGAUGGCCUCAUCUAUUUUAAACAAACCGACCGCCUCACAGUUCUCCAAGCCUGCCUCAUAGCUCUCGGCACCGUGAUCCUCCUCUCCGGCGUCCUCGCUUUAUCCUGGCGCCUCUCCGACGAACAAACCCCCUCAGCAGUCUCGCAGAGCGCACUCGCGCCUGGCCUAGGCUUCGUCGAAGAUACCGACAACGACGAAUCAUCCGACUCUCUCAACGCCGAUGAAGAAGCUGCCAUCGGCGCAGAACACCAAGCCCUCCUCCGCAACGAACCCAUGACACCCACCACGAAGCUCGACACUGUGCUAGGGGCUACAAGACACGUCCGCAAGACAGUGCGCGUCACUGAAGCGAAUGAGAUCUGGGGAGAGCUGGAAGAUGAUACAGCGGCAAAACCGCCGUCACCUGCUAGACCACCGAGACGAGCCUCUUCUGGCCUACCGGAAUCUGCUGCAAGAGAUGAGCCCGAUGAGAAUACCUCAUUACUUCGCUCGAAUACCUUCUCUCGGCGCAGAAGGAGACGCUCGACUGGGUUCCCGGGCUUUACGGCUAGACCUUCACCAAGAGGGUCCGGGAGGAGACAUAAAUCCCAGGAUGCAACAGGCGGAUUCUGGAAGAUGAAGUGGUGGAAGAGGGAUGACAGUGGGAAGGGACCUCCUUCUUUGCCACCUAGCUCUGAUGGACCGGGAGCUGGUCCAUCUGGUACUGCUUCAUGAGUUCUGCCUGUCUCCUAUAACUCUCCACUUAAUCUAAAUGUUGGAGUCGUGGAGAAGGAGAGAAUAAUAAAUUUAUAUCACAGUCAAAGCAUAGAAAGCUUUUUGUCCAAGGAUCGGAUCACGGCAAGGCGUUUGGCUGUCUGGCAUCACAACGGAGUUCUCUUAGGGAUAUGAUCGAUGGUGCGUUGGGUUGUAAGCUAUCCAGGAUACAGAGGCGUUUGAUGGAAAGGAGGAACAGGACCCUGGGCUUGGAAGAAAGAAGUUUAACGUUGUGCUUGAAGGAAAGCAGAAGCAGCGCUGUGCCUUAUUCUCUCGAUCACUAUACAAAGUGAAGAGGGGAUCAGUGCGUUAAAGAGCAAGGAAAUGGAAAGGGAAGCAGAGAGAUAGGGCA